CAGCAGAGGAGGCGCAGGGAAAGAAAAUAGGGGGGAAAUAAAGGGGCCCGCGCGCGCCACACGGGUUUUAGCCAAUGACGUAGCUGCUUUACUGUAUUUAAAUUUCUGGAUCAGAGAACUCGCGAGGGGUAGCCCUACUUCCUACCGGCAUUUUAUUUUUAUGUUUUUAAAAUAUCCCUUAUAUAUACAGCGUACGCGAAUAUCUGACAAUGAUCGUCCCAGACCACUGAUUUAACCACCAAUCUGAUCAUAUGUUCAUAGAAGAAUAUCUGGAAGAAGAUGAGGAACCACCUUUGCUGCUCAGCUUUUGUCCUUCUCACAGUGUUUGGCUCUGGAGGGACUGUAGCCGUGCAGUGUCGGUUGGGGGAGGGGUGUGUGUGUCUGGAGUGCCCCAGUGGCCAGGAGCCAAUCAAGGCUUGCGGGCAGCUCGAGGGGCCAGGCGAGGCGGUGCACUGUCAGUCUUGUCCAGCGGGCAAGUUUUCGGACACCUAUGACUCUGAUCAAUGCCGCCCACACUCCUCCUGCGGGGUCCUCAACAAAAAGGUUGUGACCUCUGGUACCUCACACUCUGAUGCUGUCUGCGGAGACUGUCUGUCUGGGUUCCACCCCACUGCUAUGAAGACAGCCACCACCCUGGCCUGUGUGAGAGCCCCCCCUGCCCAGUCUACCCUUGUGCGUGCAGUGCGUACGGUGGGUAAGGGUGCGGCGGGCAGUGGUGGCCUGCCGGUGAACGGUACAGCAGUGCGGAGCCCGGAGGAGAAGAGUGCAGAGUAUGCAGUGUUCGCCCUGGUGCCAAUCUUCUGUGUGAUGGGACUCCUGGGGAUCCUCAUCUGUAAUAUCCUCAAGAAGAAGGGAUACCACUGCACUGCUGAGAAGGAGGGAGGAGAUGAGGAGAAUGCUACACCACAGAAAGAGGGUAACGGUUGUCCCUACAUCGUAGAUGAUCCUAAUGAAGACACCAUCAGUGUUCUGGUGCGCCUCAUCACAGAGAAAAAAGAGAAUGCUGCUGCCCUGGAGGAGCUGCUGCUGGAGUAUGAGAGUAAACAGAUGGCCAUCAGCAAAGCCUCCUCAAUCAAGUUCCCGGUGCUGUCUCCUCUGACUCAGUUCCUCUCCUUACCCAGGCUGUGCCCUCACCAGUCUCACCUCCACACCAUCUCUGGUCUGUCUGGCCUGUCUGGCCCCCGACAUGGCUACUGCUGCUCCCGCUGUGCCCAGAAGAAAUGGCCCCCCAUCCUCCUGCCCCCCCUCGGCCCCCUCAAACCCCCACAGUUCCGCCAAACCCCCCUUGGCCCCCUCAAACCCCCACACUCUCUCCUGUUACCCCCUCUGGACCUCCAGCCCCUCCAGAAGACCCCUCUCCUGCCCCCCUUGGCCCCCUCAAACCCCCACACUCUCUCCUCCCCUCCAGAAGACCCCUCUCCUGCCCCCCCCUUGGCCCCCCUCAAACCCCCACACUCUCUCCUGUUACCCCCUCUGGACCUCCAGCCCCUCCAGAAGACCCCUCUCCUGCCCCCUGUGGACACACAGCACUCCACCCCUAAGAUCUCCCAGACCCCCAGGCCUGGGUCAGGGUCACUCCCUGAGGGGAAGUGGAGGAUGCCUGGGAAGGUGACCCGGUCUGUCGGGAGGUUCCAGGUGGCUCAGAUUCAGGAGCAGAGGCCUGGUUCCAUGGAGAUGACGUUCCGCCCAGAGUCGAGUGACUCAGGUUCAGUGGAUGAUUCAUCUCUGCUGGGGAGGAACAAGUCUUCAUCAUCACCACCAUCAUCAUCAUCCUCAGCUGCCAGGAGUACAGAAGAGGUUAACACCUAAACAUUCGCAGAGAGGAAUGCUGGG
This is a messenger RNA of Coregonus clupeaformis (lake whitefish), 1833 nucleotides long. RefSeq names its product tumor necrosis factor receptor superfamily member 19L. Gene Ontology annotation, molecular function: protein binding. The record is from RefSeq and is a predicted model, not a curated record. Gene Ontology annotation, biological process: apoptotic process. The transcript is spliced from 12 exons. NCBI's taxonomy places the organism in Eukaryota, Metazoa, Chordata, Actinopteri, Salmoniformes, Salmonidae. Bases 280 to 1809 code for a protein of 509 amino acids.